UCCGGGUUUGGCUUUGCGACUUUAUACCAUGUUGGAACACCUGAGCCCUGCUCGCUUUGCACACCGCAGACUGCAUCUGCCUUGCAUCGUCUUUCCUGUCACGGAAGUCAGACGACAGCAUGGUCUAGCCGAAGAGAUUCCCCGCACGUAUAAAGUCAAGGCAGACAGACUUCACGACCUGCUUAUCACCAGCGAAGAGAAGCUGGUCCAGUUCUCACCGGCAAGGCCCACGCGACAGAAAUUCUGCCUUGUCCGUCCGUGGGACAGUCGUCUGCUCGAGCUACCCGACUCCGCAGACGAUACGGAAAGCUUGGGAGAUUGGUCCGAACCUGAGUCUCCGUUAUACCAUUCGCAUGGCGGUUAUCCUGUCAAAGAGGAGCUGCCUGAUUCAGAAUCUCUCUCACGAGCGUUACGAUUGAUCGUUCGCCUUGGACAGCCGUUCAGUGCAAUUUUGUUAGCACAGCAGCACGGCGGAGUAUACAAGAGGAUUGCAUCGGAUCAUGAUAUCAUUGCACAAGUCAAAGACAUGGCUUCUGUCCACGCCGUGAUGGACGUCAGGACCCUAGAGAUAUUCUAGCUCAUUCUUUUGGAGUUAGGAAUUUUCAUUCAUGCCUUGACGAUAUCUAUGCAUACGCAGACACUGUUGCUUAAUUAUGAUUGUACUUAUCUGCCGAUGGUACUUAUGUGUAUACACGGACCGC
This is a messenger RNA of Suillus bovinus, 701 nucleotides long. RefSeq lists its product as uncharacterized. The record is from RefSeq and is a predicted model, not a curated record. The transcript has a single exon. Bases 29 to 577 code for a protein of 182 amino acids. NCBI's taxonomy places the organism in Eukaryota, Fungi, Basidiomycota, Agaricomycetes, Boletales, Suillaceae.